AUGGCAUCCGAAUCACUAAAUGUAAUUGCGCUUAUUUCAGGAGGCAAAGACAGCUUCUUCAAUCUGCUUCACUGCAUUCGCCAUGGGCAUCGCAUCGUGGCCCUGGCGAACCUGUUCCCAGCUGUGGAUGGUGCCAACGAAGCCGUAGACGAUGAUCUGAAUAGCUUCAUGUAUCAGACGGUUGGCCACGAGGUUAUCCCGCUCUAUGCAGCAGCAACUGGUCUACCCCUCUAUCGACAGCCUAUCCGUGGCGGGGCACUGCAUCACGAACGGGAUUAUGAUUACACGUCUGGAGAGCACAAGGCUGAUGAGACGGAAUCAAUGUUGCUCCUUCUCAGGGCCAUCAAAGAUCGUCACCCAGAGGCCAACGCUCUCUGCUCCGGAGCCAUCUUGUCAACUUACCAGCGCACACGAGUUGAGUCAGUUGCGAUGAGACUUGGCCUCACUCCACUGGCAUAUCUUUGGAAGUAUCCCGUUCUUCCAUCUCCUGUAAAUGAGGUUGCAGAUGACGCUCAGCUGCUGCGUGAUAUGGCUGUGGCUGGACUUGAUGCUCGCAUUAUCAAAGUGGCAAGUGCCGGGCUUGAUGAAGGCCAUCUGUGGGAGCGAGUGUCGAGCGCCGAGGGAGUAAAUCGAGUGAAGAGCGCUCUGAGAAAGUUUGGUGCUCCACAAGGUGCUGCACUGGGCGAGGGAGGCGAGUUUGAGACGCUUGUCUUGGAUGGACCGGCCUGGUUGUUCAAGAAGAGGAUAAAUGUUCCCGAGGAAACGCGGCGAGUUAUCAACGAAGGAGGAGGGUCAACUUGGGUGAUGCUUCGGGGAGCUCAGCUUCAAGACAAACACACAGACGCCGAUGAGGCUACGAGUCCAGAGUCAUCUAUUAGGAGCCCUGAGCUGUUUGAUUCCAAGUUUCAGUCCAUCUUGGAUAGAGUUUUGAGCACAAAGACGGCCGAGUAUAGAGGGGAAGAAGCUUCAGGAGCUCUCGCACUACGGAUUCUGGGCAAUAAGUUCUCCACGAUACUGGAAGAAGAUGACGAUUUUCUCCGAUUUUCUGUUUUGGCCAAGCCUUCUGCGGAUCGCACUUCGAUUGAGGUGGAAAUGCAGUCCAUUGUCAGCCAAAUCGAGGGACUAGUUUCCUCCUCAUCUCUUGAUACGGCUCAAAUAACAAAUACCACCAUUAUCCUUCGUAACAUGGCAGAUUUUCCAAAAAUCAACGCAGAGUAUGGCAAGCUUUUCCCAAGGGCGAACCCGCCGUCUCGUGUCACCAUUUCAUGCGGCCACUUACUUCCGUCCGGCUUCAGCGUCAUGGUGUUCCUCACAGUCCCGAAAUCAGGGGUAAAUCCUCACCGGAAUGGGCUCCAUGUCCAGUCUCGUUCGUACUGGGCACCAGCGAACAUUGGUCCGUACAGCCAGGCCAUUGACGUUGCUCUGUCAUCAAAAACAGAGCAGACCGGGCUCCGAGCCAUAUACAUUGCAGGCCAGAUCCCUCUAAUACCAUUCUCCAUGGCCUUGCCACCCCCUUCGGAGACCAGCCACGGAAUGCAGGUUGUUCUCUCUUUACAACAUCUCUGGCGAAUUGGGCUUGAGAUGAAAGUUCAACUUUGGACAAGCGCGGUAGCCUACUUUGCUAAAUCAUCCUCACCAGAUGAGAUGAAAAGUAACGCCCAAGCGGCUGGCCUUGCGUGGAGGCUCGCUCAUGGGUCACCGGAAGAUGACGAAGACGAUGAGAAUGAGCUGGACCCGUGGGAUCUCAAGUACAACUUUCAACACAUGACACUGGCGGGCGAUGAGCAGAAGGCCCGUGCACGACUGCCUGACUGGUCAACUUUUACACUGAGACAACAAAACGAGCCGGAAUCAUGCAUCCCUCCCUUUUUCGCUGCUGAAGUGGAAGAGCUUCCUCGACAGUCUACGGUAGAGUGGCACGCUCAUGUUGGUCUAUCUCAAAUCGAGGAGACCAGCGUAGAGAUUGUCCAUCAUCCAGAAACAACGUCGUCGUGCUGGAGAGCAUGGCAUGUGUUCGUCCGCACUGCAACAGCCACACUGGUGUACACGACUCUGGCUCAUGUCCCGUCACGGGAUCACGAGAGCACCAAUUGGGAAGGUCUACGAAAGGAGCUUUCAGCCUUAUAUGCGGGCUCAGUUCGGGCCCUCGGGCUGACACCUCCAGUCUCUCCAACCCCUCACCUUGCAUAUAUAGAGGCUGUCAGUGUGACAUCCCUGUGGUCGGAUGUCGGCGAUGCUGGGCCGUCGGUGCCUUUUGCGAUGAUUCCGUGCCAUACAAUCUGGUCUGCCAACGGAGAAAGGAUAAAAUGCGUGGCAAUGUACAAAAUGACCCUUGGACUACCUCUGAAUGAAUGA
Trichoderma virens Gv29-8 is the source of this 2355-nucleotide messenger RNA. RefSeq lists its product as uncharacterized. Gene Ontology annotation, biological process: protein histidyl modification to diphthamide. Gene Ontology annotation, molecular function: diphthine-ammonia ligase activity. The coding region runs from base 1 to 2355 and encodes 784 amino acids. Lineage: Eukaryota; Fungi; Ascomycota; Sordariomycetes; Hypocreales; Hypocreaceae. The transcript is spliced from 2 exons. The record is from RefSeq and is a predicted model, not a curated record.